AUGGCGAUGAGUAUAUCAACAGAGGUUAUCAACAAUGGGAGCAAGGGACCCCCGGUCAGCUCACGGGUCAGCCUGCCGACCACAAAACCUUGCCCAGGACUGAGAGAAGAAAAACUAGCGAGUAUCAUGAGUAAGCUGCCGCUGGCCACGUCCAAAAAGCUCGAGUCCACACAGGGCGCACAUUCGUCCAGUCUCAUCGCUGGCCACAGCGGGCCAGUACCAAAGAAACCCCAGGACUUAGCCCAUACUGGCAUCUCUUCAGGCCUUAUCGCGGGGUCCUCCAUUCAGAACCCUAAAGUCUCCCUGGAACCUUUGCCGGCCAGGCUGCUGCAGCAAGGCCUGCAGAGGUCCAGCCAGAUCUCGGCUGCUUCCUCUGCCCAGGCCCACGCCCCCUCCUCGUCCCAAGCCCCAGCCGCCGCCUCUGCUCACUCUCUGGGAACAUCGGAGGCUCCAGACGCGUCCUCCUUGACACAGGUCACCAAGGUGCACCAGCACGCCGCUGUCCAGCAGAACUACGUGUCUCCCCUGCAGGCCACCAUCAGCAAAUCCCAGACCAACCCUGUGGUGAAGCUGAGUAGCACCCCCCACCUCUCCUGCCAGACCCCGCUGGUGAAGACGUCGGAGAAACCGCUUGUCUACCGCCUGCCCCUGUCCACACCCUUGUCUGGAAACGGCUCCCAAGGGGCUCACCCCCUGGUCUCUAGGACAGCGCCCAGCACCACUACCUCCACUAACUAUCUGGCCAAGGCCAUGGUGUCGCAGAUCUCCACGCAGGGUUUCAAGUCCCCGUUCUCGAUGACUGCGUCCCCCAAACUCGCGGCCUCUCCCAAACCGGCCACGUCUCCGAAACCCUUGCCCUCACCCAAGCCUUCUGCCUCCCCCAAGCCCUCUCUGCCAACCAAGCCUUCGGUAGCGACUAAACUGGUUUCCAAGUCCGGCCCGGCCCCCAAGCCCACUGUGUCCCCGAGCUCGUCUAGUCCGAAUGCCCUCGUCGCCCAGAGUGCUCACUCCAGCAGUGCCGCCCCUGUCCACAAGCAGCCCAGCGGGACGAGCCUCAGCAGACAGCCCCCCACUCUGAACCUGCUGCCCGCCAGCCGCACCUCCGGCCUUCCAUCUGCGAAAAGCCUUCAGGCCUCGGCCAAGCUCACAAACUCCUCGCCUGCCGGCUCUGCAGGAAAGACUAGCUUGAGUGGGGUUGCAGGCACUGUACCCGCCAGCAGAGGCGGCGGCCUGAACGCCAGCGGACCCAACAGGACUAGUGUGUCCGGGGGAACAGGAAGUGGAACACAGGGUGCUACUAAACCGUUGUCUGCUCCACACAGACCACCCUCUGCCUCAGGAUCUUCGGUGGUAACAGCCAGCGUGCAGUCCACAGCAGGAGUGUCAUUACUGGCUAAUGCCUCACCUCUGACUCUCACGACAUCACCUUUGUCUGUAACAAAUCAAAAUGUGACUCCUUUUGGGAUGCUGGGUGGCCUUGUUCCAGUGACCAUGCCCUUCCAGUUUCCCUUGGAGCUACUUGGCUUUGGAACGGACACAGCUGGAGUGACCGCCACCUCGGGAUCUACCUCAGCCGCUUUCCACCACAACCUGACUCAGAAUUUACUAAAGGGUUUACAGCCGGGAGCUCAGCACGCAGCAUCACUCUCCCACUCCCCCCUGCCUGCUCACGUGCAGCAAACAUUUCACGAUGGAGGCCAAAGUAAAGGAGACACUAAAGUACCACGGAAAUCUCAGUGA
Elephantulus edwardii (Cape elephant shrew) is the source of this 1740-nucleotide messenger RNA. Its product is annotated as ubinuclein-2-like. Gene Ontology annotation, cellular component: ciliary basal body; intraciliary transport particle B; ciliary base. Gene Ontology annotation, biological process: intraciliary transport involved in cilium assembly; intraciliary anterograde transport. Bases 1 to 1740 code for a protein of 579 amino acids. Gene Ontology annotation, molecular function: intraciliary transport particle B binding. The record is from RefSeq and is a predicted model, not a curated record. The transcript has 2 exons. Lineage: Eukaryota; Metazoa; Chordata; Mammalia; Macroscelidea; Macroscelididae.